Messenger RNA from Bemisia tabaci, 1005 nucleotides. NCBI's taxonomy places the organism in Eukaryota, Metazoa, Arthropoda, Insecta, Hemiptera, Aleyrodidae. The record is from RefSeq and is a predicted model, not a curated record.
AAGUAAUUUGGAGCCAUAUUUGAUUAAUCAAAAAUGUCACUCUUGAAAGAGCCUUUACAACCACUUUCAUGGUCAAAGUUGGAGAAACUUUUGGAAAUAUUACGACUAGACAUGCCCGAUGCCCUCACGGUACACGGAAUAGUGCAAACUGCUCUGAGGUGGCGGCAAACUGAUGCUUCGGAGCGGAUCAAGGUGUAUACAACAGGUGAAAAAUUAGGAAGUGCUGCGAUCGUCUGCAUCUACAGAGUAACGGAUAACCUUAAUUACAGAGUGGCCAUGCACUGCACGAAUAAAAACACCUCAACUCUGAGAAAUGCCUUGCUAACGACAAGAAGGAUAAAUUGGAACUCAUCCGAAACCACAAUUCAUUUCACUGCAUUUCACGAGAAACUAUUGCCCAUUCUAGAGGAGUGCCUCCCUCAUCACAAAUUUCAAAUGAUGGAAUAUCCUAGCGCAGCCGGUGCACCAAGACUACCAAGAGUAGUGAACAAUGUAUACAAGUGGAUAACCUCUAACCAGCUAGCGUCAUGCAACUUCACGUGCCCACCAGAAGUCAACUUAGCACCCGUGGGUCUCGAAUCCGUGGAACUUAUCAGAUCGAACUGGUUCAAUCAUCCAGAUGCGGCUGAGUACAUUCCAGCCCUUAUCAAGCACAACCCCAGUUUGGGCGUCUAUUCUCGUGCCACCGGCGAACUUUGCGCCUGGGUGCUGUUCAGCGAGUUCUGCGCAUUGACUAUGCUGCACACAGUGGAGCGACAUCGCCGUAAAGGUUACUCACAGCUCCUGAUCAAUGCCAUUUGUAAGAGGCUACUCCCUGAGGGACUAAUCGUCGGAGCUGCAGUUAUCCUCGAAAAUACAGCGUCUCUAAGACUAUUUGAGUCCCUUAAGUUUAAAUCCAGUCAAGAUUAUUACUCUUACGUUCUUGCCGCACCAUCAGCUGUAGACCAACUACUUAAUGUGAGUGUAACAUGCUUGGAGAAGCAGCAAAUGUAAAAAUAAAAGUAA